Molecule: messenger RNA, 2461 nt
Organism: Tupaia belangeri chinensis (Chinese tree shrew)
Lineage: Eukaryota; Metazoa; Chordata; Mammalia; Scandentia; Tupaiidae
Gene: ARC
Product: activity regulated cytoskeleton associated protein
Exons: 9
Coding region: 1-2022 (673 amino acids)
Biological process (GO): regulation of neuronal synaptic plasticity; cytoskeleton organization; regulation of long-term synaptic potentiation
Cellular component (GO): actin cytoskeleton; plasma membrane; cytoplasm
Molecular function (GO): mRNA binding
Source: RefSeq, a predicted model, not a curated record
AUGGAGUCAGUCUGGAUAAUGAAGCCCUGGCUACGCCAUCUGCAGCAGAGCUCAGGGCCAGUGAACCUGACUGCAGAUGGGGUAGCCCGCAAGGGCUGGGUGGCAGGCAGGCCCCCACUGCAAGAGGCAUCCUGGCUCCUCGAGAAUUUCUACAUGUGGCUGCUGCUCUGGCCAGAGGUCUGCAGUGUAACCCCAGCACCCCGGAGCCAGAGGGCUGAGCUCUGCAGUGACCGGCAGCGCCCACUGUCCCCUCCACUCAGCAAGGGGGUGUGCAGGCCCUCGCACCUCAGAGCCUUGACUGUCCUCAGCCCCCCACCCCCUUUCAAGAACAAGGAGGUGAGGUGCCGGAGUGCCGUGGUGCCGAGACGAGGCGCUGCCCAGCCCUCUUCUCCCCAGUUUCAUGUGUCCCAAAGACAGAGGGAUGAGCCCCUGGAGCAGGGACAGGAGCUGAGCCCUCUUCCUGACACUGGGUUGGAGGAUACAGCUCCCCCAGUGCCACAGCGGGCCCUGGCCUGCUCCUCCCUGCGCCUGGGCUUCACAGCCAUGGCCUGCAUCUUCCCCAGCGGGGGCCUGAGGGCUGAGGAUGCAGAGGGGUUUGGGGCCAGAGUGGCCUCUGCUCCAUCUACUUUCCCGGCAAGACCACCGGACACUGGAUGCCCCCGCUUCAGCCAGAAGGAUGCCCUGGCAGGGAGGGUCAGCUCCAGACAGACGCGCUCCACCGCACCGGCCCCACAGCCCACCCAGGCCACCGGGCUCGCCGCGAGGCAGGUCCCCAGCAGUCCUGCCCGCCCGCCGAAGAGUCAGCAGCCCUCGCCAGCGCCCGCCACCUGCGCCGGCGCUCGAAGGGGGCGGAGCUACAGGGCCAGCGGCGGCCUCCACGCCUACCCAGGGCCAGUGGCCAAGCCCAGCGUGAUCCUGCAGAUCGGCAAGUGCCGCGCGGAGAUGCUGGAACACGUGCGGCGCCCCCACAGGCACCUGCUGACGGAGGUGUCCAAGCAGGUGGAGCGCGAGCUGAAGGGGCUGCACCGGUCGGUGGGCAAGCUGGAGCACAACCUGGACGGCUACGUGCCCACCGGCGACUCCCAGCGCUGGAAGAAGUCCAUCAAGGCUUGCCUGUGCCGCUGCCAGGAGACCAUCGCCAGUCUGGAGCGCUGGGUCAAGCGCGAGAUGCACGUGUGGCGGGAGGUCUUCUACCGGCUGGAGAGGUGGGCCGACCGGCUGGAGUCCAUGGGCGGCAAGUACCCUGUGGGCAACGAGCCCGCCCGCCACACCGUGUCUGUGGGCGUAGGGGGUCCCGAGAGCUACUGCCAGGAGACAGACGGCUACGACUACACGGUCAGUCCCUACGCUAUCACCCCGCCGCCCGCUGCUGCAGAGCUUCCGGGGCAGGAGCCCGCUGAGGCCCAGCAGUACCAGCCGUGGGUGCCGGGGGAGGACGGGCAGCCCAGCCCUGGUGUGGACACACAGAUCUUUGAAGACCCGCGGGAAUUCCUAAGCCACCUGGAAGAAUACCUGCGGCAGGUGGGCGGCUCUGAGGAGUUCUGGCUGUCCCAGAUCCAGAACCACAUGAACGGGCCGGCCAAGAAGUGGUGGGAGUUCAAGCAGGGCUCAGUGAAGAACUGGGUGCAGUUCAAGAAGGAGUUCCUACAGUACAGCGAGGGCACCCUGUCCCGCGAGGCCAUCCAGCGGGAGCUGGAGCUGCCGCAGAAGCAGGGCGAGCCACUUGACCAGUUCCUGUGGCGCAAGCGGGACCUGUACCAGACGCUGUAUGUGGACGCCGAUGAGGAGGAGGUCAUCCAGUACGUGGUGGGCACCCUGCAGCCCAAGCUCAAGCGCUUCCUGCGCCACCCACUGCCCAAAACCCUGGAGCAGCUGAUCCAGCGGGGCAAGGAGGGGCAGGAUGGCCUGGAGCAGGCAGCCGAGCCAGCUGGCCCCCACCCGCCCUCGGAGCCCGAGCAUGGGGCCAUCACGCCUGCCCCCACCAGUGAAUCCGUAGCCAGUGACCGGACCCAGCCUGAGUAGAGGACAGUCGCAGCCCUGGCCUGCCCGUAGCCCCAGCCUUCGCCAUCCAGGACUUGAGAGUUAGGGCCGACCCCUGCGGAGAGCCCCGUCAAGUGGGGCAUCCCCUCGGCUGCCUGGCCCAACUCACACAGACACACCAGAUGCGGGCAGUGCUCAGAACACAGAGGAGCCCCUCCCCGAGGGCUCCAACCUGUCAUCUCCCCACCCCCAUCCUCAAAGCCCUGCCUGGCUUCCCGCCACACUCUCAGUGCCAGAGCACACCCCCACCUCCACACUGCUCAGCCCCCUGGGCACACAGAAAGCCAUGUCAGGAUGGCAUGGGCCAGAGGGCGUCGAGCUCAUAGGACACCCCAAGCAGCAGCUAAGGCUGACCUGGUGCUGGAACCUCAACUUCCGGGAUGCCGCCUUCCCCUGGCAGUCGCUGCAGAGCUGGCUGGCU